AUGUCACACCAUCAAGCCGCCUUCUCGGAUAGACCACACAAGGCGCUUAGAAGGCCGGUUUUCAUAAACCCAGUCGACUGGAAGAUUCAAGACUCGGGUGCUAUCAUCAGGAACUGGCUCACCCUUGGCGAGGACAUAGCCGGCGAAGUCAUCGAAGUCGGCGAUGGCGUGUCGAGUUAUACCAAGGGCCAGAGAAUCAUCGUUCAUUUACAGUCCUUGGGCACGAGCAAUAUCAGACAGGCUGGAUUUCAAGAACUUGUCAUUUCCCCGCAAUCGUCGGUUGCUCCGCUACCUGAUUCCGUCAGCUAUGAGACAGGCGUCGUGCUUCCACUCUCGGUAUCCACCGCCACUGCUGGACUGUUCCAAUCUAACCAUCUCCAUCUGUAUAAGCCUAGCUUGAGCCCCACAAAGAAAGGCAAGACUCUGCUUGUGUGGGGAGGGAGUUCGAGUGUGGGCAUUUCGGAUAUUCAGCUAGCUGUUGCUGCUGGAUAUGACGUUGUUGCCACCGCAUCCGAGAAUAAUUUUCACUUGCUGAAAAGUUUGGGUGCGACUCGGGAUUUGGAUACCGCAGUUCUACCAUCUUGGCAGACCUUGUUGCAGAGCUGA
Messenger RNA from Pseudomassariella vexata, 606 nucleotides. Its product is annotated as chaperonin 10-like protein. NCBI's taxonomy places the organism in Eukaryota, Fungi, Ascomycota, Sordariomycetes, Amphisphaeriales, Pseudomassariaceae. Gene Ontology annotation, molecular function: oxidoreductase activity, acting on NAD(P)H. The transcript is spliced from 2 exons. The record is from RefSeq and is a predicted model, not a curated record. The coding region runs from base 1 to 606 and encodes 201 amino acids.